Messenger RNA from Beauveria bassiana ARSEF 2860, 1344 nucleotides. RefSeq names its product cyclin domain-containing protein. Gene Ontology annotation, biological process: G2/M transition of mitotic cell cycle; regulation of cyclin-dependent protein serine/threonine kinase activity. Gene Ontology annotation, cellular component: centrosome; cytoplasm; cyclin-dependent protein kinase holoenzyme complex. Lineage: Eukaryota; Fungi; Ascomycota; Sordariomycetes; Hypocreales; Cordycipitaceae. Gene Ontology annotation, molecular function: cyclin-dependent protein serine/threonine kinase regulator activity. The transcript has 2 exons. The record is from RefSeq and is a predicted model, not a curated record. Bases 1 to 1344 code for a protein of 447 amino acids.
AUGCCUGUUGCGGCUAGAACAACCCGUCGGGCGGCGGUCGCCAAUGAGAACGACGAAAACAGCAACACGCGUAUGACGACCAGGGCCGCCAAGGCUGUUCUCGGUGACGAUGGCCGAGUCACCAAGGGUGCUCUCCAGACCAAGCGCACCGCCAGCGUUGCGGCCAGCACUCGCGGCGCGCUCAACGAUGUGAGCAACCGUGCAAGGACCGAAACGGUUGCCAGCAAGAAGCCUACUGGCAAGGGGGCCUUUGUUUCCAAGGCGAACCCUACCUCGCAGAAGCCACCGGCGCGUGCUGCUUCCAAGCCGGCCCCAAAAGAGCAGCCCAAUCGCGUUGAGAAGCGAUCUUCCGUCAAUGGGACCGCUCAAAAGCGAAAGAGGUCUGAGCAGGAAAAGGAGAACCUCUUGCAUAUUGCCAAGGAGCCUGUUGCUGAAACAAAACCCGACAUGAAGACCGAGAGCAAGACCGAGAGCAGGCCCAUCUUCGACGAGAUCGACGAUGAGGACCGUGACGAUCCUCUCAUGGUUGCCGAGUAUGCUACUGAGAUUUUUGAGUAUCUGCGCGACUUGGAGUGCAAGUCUAUUCCCAAUCCUCAAUACAUGCAGCAUCAGGAUGAGCUCGAGUGGAGCACGCGUGGUAUCCUUGUCGACUGGCUCAUUGAAGUCCACACGCGUUUCCAUCUCCUUCCCGAGACAUUGUUUCUCGCCGUCAACAUUGUCGACCGCUUUCUCUCGAAAAAGGUCAUUCAGCUCGACAACUUCCAAUUGGUCGGCAUCACUGCCAUGUUCAUUGCCUCCAAGUAUGAAGAGGUCCUUUCUCCCUACAUUGGCAACUUCAAACGCAUCACAAACGACGGAUUUACGGAGGAGGAAAUUCUGAGUGCCGAGCGCUUUGUCCUCAGCACCCUCGACUACGACCUCAGCUAUCCCAACCCCAUGAACUUUCUCCGUCGCGUGUCCAAGGCAGACAACUAUGACAUUCAGUCUCGCACAAUUGGCAAGUAUCUUACCGAGAUUAGCCUUCUGGAUCACCGCUUCAUGGCAUUCCGCCCCAGCCACGUCGCUGCCGCUGCCAUGUACCUGUCCCGCUUGAUGCUUGACCGUGGUAAGUGGGACGAUACGCUCGCACAUUACGCCGGCUACACUGAGGAAGAACUGGAGCCAGUUGUGCAGCUCAUGGUCGACUACCUCGCCCGCCAAGUCGUACAUGAAGCAUUUUUCAAGAAAUACGCAAACAAGAAGUUUCUCAAGGCCUCGAUCAUCUCUCGCUCAUGGGCCAAGAAGAACGCUCCUGUCUUUGGCAUCACCGACACAAGCUUGUCUAUAUAUCAAAUCGACGAAUAA